Messenger RNA from Musca domestica (house fly), 741 nucleotides. RefSeq lists its product as uncharacterized. Lineage: Eukaryota; Metazoa; Arthropoda; Insecta; Diptera; Muscidae. The coding region runs from base 1 to 741 and encodes 246 amino acids. The transcript has a single exon. The record is from RefSeq and is a predicted model, not a curated record.
AUGCGUGCUAUCCUCAUAGUCUUAUCUCUGGUGGCAGUUGCCUCAGCUCAAUAUAAUUAUCAAAUUGGAAAUGACGGUGGAGUCAGUGGAGGGCAACUUGGAGGAGGAUUUACUAAGAGUGGAGCCCCAGUUGGUUCGAAUAACGAUUUGAGUAAUUCCUUUGCAAACAAUGCCGAUGGUUCACCUUUGGAAAGAUCAUUCUCUAAUGAAGGCAUCGAUAACGGCGAACCUUCUUUCGCCUCUGACGAAUCUGCUCCAGCUAACCAAUUCAUAACAUAUACAGUUGAUGAAAAUGAUUUCAAGGAUAAAAAUGCCGAUCGUGUGUUACAGUCUGUAAAGAAACCCACUCGUGUUGUUUUCAUCAAAGGACCAUCGAAUAAACACCUUGAAGAUGCCAUAUUAUCGUUGGGCCAAAAAACUCCUCAAACUGCCAUCUAUAUCCUGAACAAACAGCCCGACCUCCAUGAAUUGGCAAACAAACUGAACUCCAUUAAUGAGAACAGAAACAAUCGGCCCGAAGUUCACUUUGUUAAAUACCGCACACCCGAGGAUGCUCUCAAUGCUCAGAAUACCAUUCAAGAACAAUACAAUGCUUUAGGUGGAACUUCUAAAGCUUUUGAUGGUGGUUUUGCGUCCAGCUUGAAUUUUGCCUCUCAAGCACCUAUUCGUGCCCCAUCUGCUGUUUCUGUCCCCGAAAAUAGCUAUUUGCCAGCAUCCAUCCUGCGAUUGUUCCGUCUUUAA